CAGAAGGACGCAAUCUACUGGAGAGUGUCGAAUACAGGAGGCCACUGGACCAAAGGGUCUUGGAAAAUGGGUCGCAGACAACGCUUCGUAAAGUUAACAAACUUCCCUGAUGCCGAAUUCCGACUCCUCAAAACAACCGAGGGAAACUGGGCGGUACACAAAAGCACGAUGAGCGAGCAACAACAAAAAUUUGAUGUCAAGUUUACUGGUUUCAUACAGUGUGGUGACGAAGAGUGCAAAGAACAAGAAGAGUACGUUCACAAGGCCGAACGAGAAAACAAUGAAGACGCGAAUCAAUGCAAGCUACUAUGUGAAGUGAACGGAAAUAGUUUCAGUGGACGGUACUACAGAUUGUUGAAGUCGAAUUGUUUAGUGCUUCAGCAGGAGUUGUUCAAGGAGUGGCACGAUGACAGACUUGUUCCUUGGUUGCAAUUCGUUCCCACUGGCCUCAGCAUGGAUGAGCUGCCUGAGACUACACGCCAUCUUCUGGACGAUUCUGAGGGGAAGGUAGUUGGUGCAUCGGUAGCAGAUGCAGGCCGGUGUUGGUCGAGACGGGUGUUGAGGGAGGUUGAUGCCACAGCUGCAUACUACCGAAUUUUUCUUGAGCACGCUAGGCUGUUAGAUGAUGAUCAAGAC
This is a messenger RNA of Hyaloscypha bicolor E, 636 nucleotides long. Its product is annotated as glycosyltransferase family 90 protein. The annotation marks the transcript as partial. The record is from RefSeq and is a predicted model, not a curated record. The transcript has a single exon. Lineage: Eukaryota; Fungi; Ascomycota; Leotiomycetes; Helotiales; Hyaloscyphaceae.